UUAGAAUGCUUCAAUUGCCAUGUAACAAAAACCCCAUUAUGGCGUCGUACACCUGACCGAGCGCACUCACUGUGUAAUGCUUGUGGACUUUAUUACAAGCAAUAUAAUACACACAGGCCACUCCAUAUACAAGAAAAGCACCUAUCAAAACAACAAGGACAACAACAACAACAACAACAACAGCAGCAGCAGCGACAAAAUGACGAUGUGACAUUCCGAUCGUGUAUUAAGCGAAUGUCAUCCACACAAAGAAGUGAAUUCUUGAGCGUUUUAGAAAGGAAGUGUUCCAUUCUUCGCUCCGUAAUGUACAGCACCGAU
This is a messenger RNA of Mycotypha africana, 318 nucleotides long. RefSeq lists its product as uncharacterized. The transcript has 2 exons. Gene Ontology annotation, molecular function: zinc ion binding; DNA-binding transcription factor activity, RNA polymerase II-specific; RNA polymerase II cis-regulatory region sequence-specific DNA binding. NCBI's taxonomy places the organism in Eukaryota, Fungi, Mucoromycota, Mucoromycetes, Mucorales, Mycotyphaceae. The annotation marks the transcript as partial. Gene Ontology annotation, biological process: negative regulation of transcription by RNA polymerase II; positive regulation of transcription by RNA polymerase II. The record is from RefSeq and is a predicted model, not a curated record.